AUGCCCCCUCAAAGAAAAUCUUUAAGCUUGAGAGAGAAGUUCAGUUUAGUAAAAGAUGUGGAAAAUGGGAUGAAAAAUAAAGACGUGGCAAAAAAGUACGAUAUCUCGACGAGCACGGUAUCAACAAUUUUGAGAAAUCGCGAUACGGUUAUGAAGACCUUUGAAAUCGUCGGAGGAGACCGGAAGCGAUUUAAAUCCUUGAAGUUUGACAAAAUCGAUGAGGCAGUGUUGAAAUGGGUGAAAAUGGUACAAGACAAGAAUAUACCUGUGUCUGGGUCUCUCAUUAAAGAUAAAGCGACGGAAUGUGCUGCGAAUUUAGGAAUUUCGAACUUCUUGGCCAGUUCAGGAUGGCUCGAUAAGUUUAAAAAACGACAUGGCAUUCUAGAAAAGAAAAGAAUGAUCUUUUCGGAGUCAAUUGAAUAUCAGUCAGAUCCAAGAUCUGAUGACGAAGAAGUCAGUUCUCCUAAAAGGAGCAAAGCUUUUUCGAGCAAACAGACAACCGUAGGACUAGAAGAAGAUUCAAAUGAUAUUAUCACCAAGGAAGAUCGAGGAGAAUUUAUUGAAAAUCAUAGAACUAUUGUAGAAUCUCAGAGGGGUGCUGGAAAAAUCCAGACAGAUACUGGAGUAUAUCAAAGAGAUACCAGAAAAUAUUUUGGAGAUACUGAAAAAUAUCAUGUAGGAAAUAAGCAAUGCCAGAUAGGUACUGAAAAUUUUCAGGGAGAUACUGAAAAAUUUCAGAGAAAUACAGAAGACUAUCAGAUAGACGCAGAAGAAUAUAAAAAUGGUACUAAAGAAUAUCAGAUUCGUAAUGAAGAAUGCCAGAGUCAUAAUGAAGAACAUCAGAGAGGUAUUCAAAAACACAAAAGACGUUUCGUGGUUGCAUCGGUUGCUCCCAGGAAGAAACGGAGAACAGGUGGAGAUGUAAAUCCAAAACAGUGGGCGAGAAAUGCAAACUCAGCUAAAAGAAGAAUGGGCGAAAAAUACGUAGGUUUGAAGAAGCUGGAGGAUGGUAAAUACAAGCUUGUUAAUGAACGGAAAGAGAGACAGCUGCAACCCCGAUGCAACUGCAGGAAUACAAAGCGAUUUAACUGCGAAAAAAUAGUAGAAACAGAGAGGCAAAAACUUUUUCAUCACUUUUGGAAAGGCAUAGACAGUUGGGAAGGAAAAAAAGCUGUCAUUGCAUCUUUGGUAGACAAAUCAAAACCAGACUAUCGGCGUAAAACAACUAAUAUUGAGAAUUUACGUAAGAAUAUCUCAUUUAAAUAUUACCUGAAGAGGGGUGAUGAGAAGGUUAGAGUAUGUAAAACGAUGUUCUUAAACACAUUCGACCUAAGUGACAGGGCAGUCAGAUCUUGGGUCAUGAAAUCGCCUCUAAAUAGACAUAAAAUCGAAGAAAGAAAUGAAAACGACAUUGAAAAUUUUCAAUGUUGGAAUGAGUGCAGUCUUAAAAAUAUUUCAUUUUCAAGACAAGAAAUAGAAACAAGGAAUCAGAGUUCAGGGACCGUUGCCAAAGAAGCUGAAAAGAAGGAUCACAUUCCAAUCGAACCUACUGUUGAGAUCAAAGAAGAACCCACGGAUUACGCUUCGAACCCGUCCACCUCUAGCAAUAAUAUUAACGAAGAGUUCAUCCUACCUCAUGAAGAGAGCUCUUGGACAGCAUCAGAUACGGUGGUGGAACCACAGUUCACUUUAUCCGUCGCCAGUCUGUCGUCGCCAAAUGGUCCAGAAACCUCUGAUGGCGAACAGCUGAAAAAGAAGCGAAAACCCAAUCCGAACAGGGUAUCUACUACAACCACAUUUGUGCCGCCAGUAAAAAAUGGUCCUGAAAUGAGACAACAAAGUCCUGUAUACAACUUUGACGAUUUCCCGAUGCCAAGUUCUUUAUCAAAGGAACCUCCUGGCGAGUUCUCGUCACUAGGCCCUGUUUCGAAGGAGCCUCGUAAGGACCAGUUUGACGUUUUUGGCGAAUACAUUGCUGCCAAGUUGAGGAGUCUGGACCGUAGGUCGUGUGCAUUCGCUCAAAAGGCCAUUGGAGACAUUAUUUUUGAAGCAGAAAUGGGGAAAUAUCUGACUGAUGGACGCAAUCGAUCCCUGAUGACGCAGUCUUGAAGCACUGUGCUAGCUAGCAGAUGGACUAAGUGUCUCUAGUCAGUGAUUGCCAAAGAUUGCAGUAAAGGGAAGGUCCAUGAGCUUGGUUCAGAUUUUAGAAAGAAUUCCGGGAAAUUAAACAUCUUUAUAUAUAGUUUCAUUUUUCCAAAUUAUCGAUAACAAUAAAUUAAACUAAAUCAAGUAUCAUUUCUGGUGAUGAGAUAUACCAUGAUGAACAACAACUGUUGCUUAAUUUUUCACCGGAUUUCUGAAUUGCUCAUAAUAGUUUUCAUUUUAAUACAUUCGAUUAUGUUUAGGACUAUUUAACGAGCUUUUAUUGUGUACAUUGCCAUGUACAUCUUUAUGCAUCUUGAGUUGUCAUUAACUGUAAUUUUAUCGGCUCAAAUUCAUUCUGCUUAAAAAUAAAAAAGAAAUGUUGUAUUUUUCUGAUUUUGCCACAGGGUACUACUUCCUUUUGUUAUAUUUCACGUAAAAAUAGGGCAAGUUAUUUUUCGAAUCGUAAAUGAUUUUAGUUUGGAAAAAUUUGUAAUUACUUUAUAAAUAGUUUGUUACUUAUAAAAUUCACAGCUAAUUUUUUUUUUUUUUUGAAGUUCUUAAUAUUUUUUUACUAUAGAAGUUUAAAUAUUGAUGUUGCCAAAUUUUAUAUUCGUUAUUUAAUGAAUAAAAUUGUAAGUAUUCAUUCAAGAAAAUACGCUCAUUAUAUUAUGCGCCAAUUUUUAAAGUUAAUACCUUAGUAAUUUUCUUAAAAAUAAUUAAAAUUUUAUUACAGAAGUGGAAAAAGGAAGUUUAUUAAUUUUCUGUAAGUUCUGGUGAAGCUUUCUAUGCCUUUUUUUAAAAUUUUUUCU
Molecule: messenger RNA, 2954 nt
Organism: Argiope bruennichi
Lineage: Eukaryota; Metazoa; Arthropoda; Arachnida; Araneae; Araneidae
Exons: 3
Coding region: 1-2109 (702 amino acids)
Cellular component (GO): nucleus
Molecular function (GO): DNA binding
Source: RefSeq, a predicted model, not a curated record